Rangifer tarandus platyrhynchus (Svalbard reindeer) is the source of this 387-nucleotide messenger RNA. The record is from the annotation of a GenBank genome assembly. Lineage: Eukaryota; Metazoa; Chordata; Mammalia; Artiodactyla; Cervidae.
AUGAUGCCCAAAGAGAAACAAGUGCUGAAAAAUAUCACUGUGGAAAAUGCCAACGAAGAAAAUGAAAAAAAGGAUGAAAAAGAGCAAGAUGCUAAUAAAGGAGAGCCUUUGGCCCUCUCUUUGGGAGCUGGUGAAUAUUGUGUACCUAGAGGAAAUCACAGACGGUUCCGUGCUAGGCAGCCCAUUCUACAUUAUAGAUGGGACUUGACUCAGAGGCUUGGAAAGCCACAGGCGAGGAUGAGAGAAGAGGAUAUAGAAAGGAUUGGGGAAGGGAUGAGACAACUCAUGCAAAAGCUGAGGGAAAAGCAGUUGAGUCAUAGUUCGCGGGCAGUUAGCACUGACCCCCCUCACCAUGAACAUCAUGAUGAGUUUUGCCUUAUGCCUUAA